Molecule: messenger RNA, 2670 nt
Organism: Laccaria bicolor S238N-H82
Lineage: Eukaryota; Fungi; Basidiomycota; Agaricomycetes; Agaricales; Hydnangiaceae
Exons: 9
Coding region: 1-2670 (889 amino acids)
Source: RefSeq, a predicted model, not a curated record
AUGCGACUAAGCAAGUCGCGUGCCCAACAGCCUGCCACCAAGGGCUUCGGGCGAGUCUUCCGUAGUCCAAAAAAGCGACGCGACAGUCGUAAAACCUCAACACAGGUCACGUAUCUCGGACAAGCAGAUAAACUUCGUCGCACGCAGGAAGUUCUGGCCAGACUUCUGGCAGACCCUGGGGAGGAGGAAGACGAUGAAGGGGGAGAUGACUGUGAGGGAAGCAUGGAGGUUCCAGGAGAUCUGGGCAAUUCAGGGUCGGGCUUCGCUUGGGGGGAAGGGGACGGGGACGGGGACGGGGAUGACUUCUCCAUGCCAGAUAAUGGGAUGGAUGUGGACUUGUGUCCUAGCACCCCUCAAAAAUCCGAUCCGAUACCACCAAAGACGCCCAUUCCUGCAAAAGUACGACACACUGGCCCAGAUGCAGAGGCCAACCUCCUUUACCAGCAGUGGCAGGCUCUCAUUCCCCGCCUCGUGUCCCUGUUCCUUUCCUUCAUCUCAGCUACCCAUGGAAAAAAGACCUUUCCCCUCGAUGGGGUUCAUUCAACAUGUCUCAAAGGGGACGUAUGCGUCGUGAAAUCCAGAAAAGUCCUUUGUCUUUUUUUUGAUCAUUUUGACACUUUUGAGGUCACUAGUUGCGAAUGUCAGGACAUUAUGGAAACCCUCAUCCUUCAUGGUCUCUUUCCGACAUUGCCCACCCAACCCCGGAUGGCUGUAUCCAUUAUUCUCAUACAACACUACAACGCUCUUUUUGAACGUGCAUGCGAUGCUGUAUACGCAUAUUCUCAUGCUGGGGAGAUCGUUCAGGAUGCCUUCCGUCGAGGCCUAGGUCAUGCCAUUCAGUGGUAUGACAGCCUGCAAGUUCAGAUUGAACAAGAACUCGAAGCAGUGACUGUGGCUGGUGACGCUGCCACUCCUUGCUCCUCAGAAACCAACCCGGAUACCAUCACCACCCCUGAGGCACCCAUACCCAAACAGUUGACCCCUGAUUACAGUCUAGCAGAACCUCCUCUGUCCCUUGUCGAGUUGACUCCUGAUGACAGCCCACCUGAACCUCCUGUGCCCCUUGUCGAGUGCGCGAGGGUUCUACAGCAAUGCUGUCCAGCUUGCUUUGGAUUGCGGACGUUUGGGUGUUCGGGAGCAAUAGGUGCUGAUUUCAUUGUCGCCACUGAUGGCAAUUUCAGCCAACACCACAGAAAAGAUGCGGGCGAUUGUCCUGAGUUCUACAGGCCAGAAUACUUUCUUACCAAGGCGUAUGUUGACAAUGUUGGAAAACGCAUCACGGAGGCGCGGGGCCAGCCUCCCCAAGCUUGCAAAGCUGCCAAAGUACCAGAUGAAGCAGUGGACGAAUGUGAAGAUGGGCAUGACUCCAGCAGUGGGUCGACCAUCAAAACGAAUAUGGAUCACUAUGACAAUGGAGGAGUGAUGGCUCUUGUUUGCCGCCAUGAUGCCCCCCUCUUCCUCGCCAACAUUGACACUCCUGGUGAGCAGCAAAAGUACGUGGUUUCCCUCAUAGAACAUCUGUUUUCCCUUCUGCCUCCAACAGCCACGGUGACCAUUCUCUAUGAUGUUGCGUGUGUUCUUGAUCGCAGCCUUAACUUGUUUGACAUACUUCCCGAAAGCCUCACCAGUUGUGCUGACUUUGGCACCAGUGCCAUGCAUGCCUAUGUUCAUCAGUGGUCGUGCCAACUCAUCUACAACCCACGUAUUCAAGAAGGACCUGGCCUUUCUGAUGGGGAGGGCAUGGAGCAUUUUUGGUCCCGUUUACGCAAAAUGAUCGGUGUGACUCAGGUUUCAGCACGACGACGACACAUCUGGAUGCUUGAUCGUCAAUCCCGUUCCAUAGGAGCUGAGCUAUGGGAUGACCUUGGUGAUUGGAUCCGGCGGAGACUCAAGACCAUCGCAACUGAAGAAAAUGAGGCGCGGAAGAUUUUGAGCAAAUGCGGUGUACCAGUGAAUGCCCCUGCCCAUCUCAAGAAGGAACUGGAUGCCGUGCUUAAGCUCCAAACCACCAUCGACACCACCGAUGACUGUUUGAAGGAGAAGGUUGAACAACUCUAUGCAUCGUUAAACAUUCAGGACUCAUUCCCUGAACUCGAGGAUAUCGACCUGGACUUUGUAAAACUCUUGGUGCUAGCACGCGAUCUCAAAAUAAACAUCUGCAAGCGGGCCAUUGGGAGUUUUUUUGAGUGGGAUCGGUUGGAUCAAGCCGCUGGGGGACGUCAACAUGCUAUCGGCACAAAGAUUCACCAAAACACGCGAAAUGCGAUUGCGAAACACAAGCCAGCUCUUCUCAGGGCUAUUCGAAAAUUCAACAACUACUGUGAACAACUAGCUGCAAUGUACCGACCUGAUUGGGAGCUGCCACUCCCAGAUGCUCUCCCUGUCAAACUCAAUGACUUGCGCAACAGCCCGUUGCUCAUGGAGGACAUUUGGAUCACUCGUACCGCGCUGGAGGUUCCACGUUGGCUUGAGGAAGUCGAGGUUCGGGUGGGAAUACGAGCAAUGUUAAAGCUCAAUCACUGCUUGGAGGAACACCGUCGAUUAGGCGUUGAGGCGGACAAUCUUUGCCACUGGUUUGGACAGGAGCUCCUCGCCCUUGAAACAGCCGUGUUGUCACCUUCCAGUGAGUCUUUCCCCUCCAACGAGAAUAAAAUUAUUAACCCUUGGUAG